Mytilus trossulus (common blue mussel) is the source of this 3524-nucleotide messenger RNA. Its product is annotated as stress-70 protein, mitochondrial-like. Lineage: Eukaryota; Metazoa; Mollusca; Bivalvia; Mytilida; Mytilidae. Gene Ontology annotation, molecular function: ATP binding; ATP-dependent protein folding chaperone. Gene Ontology annotation, cellular component: mitochondrion; cytoplasm. Gene Ontology annotation, biological process: protein folding. The transcript is spliced from 17 exons. The record is from RefSeq and is a predicted model, not a curated record. The coding region runs from base 117 to 2207 and encodes 696 amino acids.
GUUGGAUACCGGAAAUCCAAGUUCACGCAUGCGUACGUGCAUUAUUCCUUUUACAUCACACGUGCGGGACAAGGGCAAGGCGAACUUUUGAAGAGACGUAUAAUUCUACAAAGAGAAUGAUGCUGAAAUCAGUACAGACAGCCAGCUUUAUCAAGAACAGUUGUAUUCAUUUCCAACGACACCACUUGUCAACAGUUAGACAGCAGAAUGCUUGUGGUAUUUUGAAUUAUCCAAACUCAAGGAGAUAUGCAACUGAUAAAGUUAAAGGCCAUGUCAUUGGAAUCGAUCUUGGUACAACAAAUUCGUGUGUUGCCAUCAUGGAAGGAAAGCAAGCCAAAGUUUUGGAAAAUGCUGAAGGUGCCAGAACCACACCAUCAGUUGUAGCUUUCUCAAAAGAUGGGGAACGAAUAACAGGAAUGCCUGCUAAACGACAAGCAGUCACUAAUGCUGAAAACACAUUAUCAGCAACAAAAAGAUUAAUUGGAAGAAGAUUUGAAGAUGCAGAAGUACAAAAAGAUAUGAAAAAUGUUGCCUUUAAAAUAGUAAAAGCUACUAAUGGUGAUGCCUGGCUAGAAGCACAAGGGAAGAUGUAUUCACCCAGUCAGAUUGGUGCAUUUGUCCUUACUAAAAUGAGAGAAACUGCAGAAAACUAUGUUGGACAGCCAGUUAAAAACGCUGUUGUCACUGUUCCAGCUUAUUUCAAUGAUUCACAAAGACAGGCAACCAAAGAUGCUGGUCAAAUUGCUGGUUUAAAUGUUUUACGUGUGAUAAAUGAACCUACAGCAGCAGCUUUAGCUUAUGGAAUGGACAAAUCUGAAGAUAAAUUAAUUGCUGUGUAUGAUUUAGGAGGUGGUACUUUCGAUGUAUCUAUAUUAGAAAUCCAAAAAGGAGUAUUUGAAGUAAGGUCAACAAAUGGUGAUACAUUCCUUGGAGGUGAAGAUUUUGAUAAUGCAUUGGUCAACUUUCUUGUCAAAGAAUUCAAAAGAGACCAAGGAAUUGAUAUAACUAAAGACACCAUGGCCUUACAAAGACUAAGAGAAGCUGCUGAAAAAGCUAAAAUAGAGUUGUCUUCAGCAUUACAGACAGAAAUAAACCUUCCAUAUCUUACUAUGGAUGCAGGUGGACCAAAGCAUAUGAAUAUGAAAUUAUCUCGAUCUCAGUUUGAAUCUAUUGUUAAUGACCUAAUCAAAAGAACAGUUGGUCCAUGUCAGAAAGCCAUUCAAGAUGCUGAUAUUAAGAAAAGUGAUAUACAGGAAGUAAUUCUAGUUGGUGGUAUGACUAGAAUGCCUAAGGUACAGACAACAGUACAAGAAGUAUUUGGUAAAGGACCCAGUAAGUCAGUUAACCCUGAUGAAGCAGUAGCCAUUGGUGCAGCUAUUCAGGGAGGAGUAUUGGCUGGCGAUGUAACAGAUGUAUUAUUAUUAGAUGUAACACCGUUAUCUCUUGGUAUCGAAACAUUAGGUGGUGUCUUCACCAAACUUAUCAACAGAAAUACAACUAUACCAACCAAAAAAUCUCAAAUAUUUUCUACAGCUGCUGAUGGACAAACUCAGGUUGAAAUCAAAGUUCUACAGGGUGAAAGAGAGAUGGCUUUAGAUAAUAAACUAUUAGGACAGUUUCAAUUGAUUGGAAUCCCUCCUGCUCCUCGUGGUGUACCACAGGUAGAGGUUACUUUUGAUAUUGAUGCUAAUGGUAUAGUCAAUGUAUCGGCUAGAGAUAAGGGAACUGGAAAAGAACAACAAAUUGUUAUACAGUCCUCUGGAGGUUUAUCUAAAGAUGAAAUUGAAAAUAUGGUUAAAAAUGCAGAAAAAUAUGCUGCUGAAGAUUCAAGACGAAAGGAAAUUGUAGAGGCAGUAAAUUCAGCAGAAAGUAUAGUACAUGAUACAGAGUCAAAGAUGACAGAAUUUAAAGAUCAAUUACCACAAGAAGAAUGUGAUAAACUCCGUGAAGAAAUUGCCAAAGUAAGAGAAGUUUUAGGAAAUAAAGAGAAUGAAUCGCCAGAGAAUAUAAAAACAGCUACUUCAGAAUUACAACAAUCUUCACUUAAAUUAUUUGAGAUGGCAUACAAAAAGAUGGCUGCUGAAAGAGAUGGUUCUCAAAAUGCCUCCUCAUCUUCAUCGUCCUCAUCGGAAUCCACAGACUCAUCAUCAUCAUCUUCUUCAGAAACAGACCAACAACAAGAACAGAAAAAAGAAGAGAAAAACUAAUCAUUUGUGAUAAACAAUUUAAUUAACCAGUUGUGUGAAAUAGUCAAUCAAAUCUUUUUUUUGUUAACAAUGCAAUAUAAUGCUGAAUUAUUACUAUUAAAAACGGUUAUUGAAGAAAGAAAACAUUUACAGUUUUCAAAUACGUAAGCUAAAUGACGUCGAUGCAUGCAUAUCACUUCAAAUAUAAAUAUUCUAUAUUCCAUGUAUUUCUUAUAAUACAUAGUUUUCAUCAAAGGUUUAAGAAUACUAAAUCUAGAAAAUAUUAAAUAUUCAGCAUUUUAUAUUGCAUUGGGAAAGAUUGAAAGAUUUUAGAAUAAGAAGAAUACAGGUGCUAUGUGGAGCUUUAUCUUAAUGGUUGACUGGUAUCUUCUCUCUAAUGUAAGAGAUAAAACCAUGCACAGAUUGUGAUAUUAGUACCUGUAUUUAUUGUUGUGUGAAAGUGAUAUUUAUGAACAAUAGUAAUCCUGUACUGGAACAUAGUUAACAUGUUGUAAUAAUAUUCAUCGAUUUACAUCUAGUUUCUUUUCAUAUUAGUAUUAUUCACUUAUCUGUUGUACGACAGAUAUCAUUGGGAAACUUUUUUUUUUAUAAAUUCAUCAUGAAGCAUUAAUUAAUGUAUUGGAUAAUAGCUGUUUACCAGUUAAAUAGAUAUUAACUAUGUUUAUGAUAUUUUUGAUUAUUUUCAUGAAGUGAAGCAGUAUAUUUUAUAAAGAGCCAUCUAAUUAGGAAUAUAUCCUGCAAGUACAAAGUUAUAGUUAAUAAUAUUGAAAGAUUUUUAUACGUUGAAUAAUAACAGGUUGAUAACAUAUAUAUAUUCCAUUUAAUAAAUUGUUGCUGUUCACAUGUAGCUUGGUCUGUUUAAUAUUCAAAGGUAGCUUGAAUAGAGGGACAGAUCCAAAAUGUAGAACUAAGACAGAUCAUUGUGUGAUUUUUUGUUUUGUUUAGUACUUUGUUAAUUUUUCGUAGAAAAACAUAAAUGGGCUGCAAAUCUUUCAUCAUUUAUAAUUCUUUUUAUUGCCUCUGAAAUAUUAGAACGGGUAUUGCUACAUCCUACAUUAUAUUGGUGAUGAUUGCAUGCAAACUUCAUAUUUAGUUUAAUAAAUUAACUUUUAGUUGGGAUCAAAUCCCUAAACACAAAUUUCUUUUUAAAAAAAAAUAUUACACUUAAAUUGUGUGCUUAAAUUUUUUAGAUAAAAGUCAUUAAUCCGCACUAUAUUCAUUGAAUAGAUCAUUGUUCGUCAUGAUAUUUUGAACUGUUGUAAAUAAUGUUUUAAGGUGUACAUUCAGAGAUAUAUAAUUAAAUGUCAUGUCAUUUAA